Messenger RNA from Anopheles aquasalis, 860 nucleotides. RefSeq names its product calcium and integrin-binding family member 2-like. The record is from RefSeq and is a predicted model, not a curated record. NCBI's taxonomy places the organism in Eukaryota, Metazoa, Arthropoda, Insecta, Diptera, Culicidae. Gene Ontology annotation, molecular function: calcium ion binding; magnesium ion binding.
GCAAAAGCUGCACGUUAGUCACCGGGCCAAACCAUACUAGCACGUUUCAUUGACACGCACAUUUGCUUUGUAAUAAAUCAAUUCGAACUGUAUAAUUCGGGUAAGCGUUUUUGGGAACAUAUGCGGUGACUAGUUCGGGCCUGGGUGUUAGUGCUGUGAUUGCGGGCACACCACGCAACGAUUUAUGAAUAAUUGAUUGAUCCUAAUUGGGAUCGAUGGGAACAGCACCAGUGAGGGAGGCCAGAGAGAACAAACUUUCAAAUCAUGGGAGCCAAUAACGGAAGUCCGAUCACCGAUCAGCAGCUGGAAGAGUAUGCGGAGCUUACGUAUCUUAGUAAACCGGAAAUAAUUUUCAUCCUUCAACGGCUGCUUAAUCUUGACGAAACGAAGCACUUUACCACUAUCAAGCGAUAUCCGGAGCAGGCCGUGGUUGAGUUGUUCCCUCAGCUGAAGCACAAUCCCUUCCGUGAUCGUCUUCUGCACGUAUUUUCAUCCGAAAGAGACGAUAACUUUUCGUUCGAGGAUCUGCUGGAUCUGUUCAGCGUGCUGUCGGACAAGUGUCCACUGCAGGUGAAGGCGACCUGGGCUUUCCAACUUUAUGAUUUUGAUAAUGAUAAUUUGAUCACAAAGGAAGACAUCAUGGUGCUGUGUGAUCGUCUAACGAAGGAGGAACAAUUCGACCACCAAGAAAAGCAGACCAUUGCAGAUUUGCUGCUUCAAGAGAUGGAUCUCCAGAACAACGGUAAUCUGGCAAUGUUUGACUUUGUCCACGCCAUGUCCAAGAUGCCCGAGUUUCAGCACACUUUUUCCUGCCGAUUGUAGAAUAAAUCGACAACGGGGUUGGUUCGGUGUUACUUCCA